Dunckerocampus dactyliophorus (ringed pipefish) is the source of this 496-nucleotide messenger RNA. RefSeq names its product ubiquitin A-52 residue ribosomal protein fusion product 1 (gene uba52). The record is from RefSeq and is a predicted model, not a curated record. The transcript is spliced from 5 exons. Gene Ontology annotation, molecular function: protein tag activity; structural constituent of ribosome; ubiquitin protein ligase binding. Gene Ontology annotation, cellular component: ribosome; cytoplasm; nucleus. The coding region runs from base 60 to 446 and encodes 128 amino acids. Lineage: Eukaryota; Metazoa; Chordata; Actinopteri; Syngnathiformes; Syngnathidae. Gene Ontology annotation, biological process: translation; protein ubiquitination; modification-dependent protein catabolic process.
UGUGAGCUUCUUCCGCUCUCUUUUCGUCGAGGCUCAGCUAGUAGCCGCAGCCUGCCAACAUGCAGAUCUUCGUGAAGACACUGACCGGCAAGACCAUCACCCUUGAGGUCGAGCCCAGUGACACAAUCGAAAAUGUCAAGGCAAAGAUCCAGGACAAGGAAGGAAUCCCCCCAGAUCAGCAGCGUCUGAUCUUCGCUGGCAAACAGUUGGAGGAUGGACGCACUCUGUCAGACUACAACAUCCAGAAAGAAUCCACUCUUCAUCUGGUGCUCCGUCUGCGUGGAGGCAUCAUUGAGCCUUCCCUCAGACAGCUGGCUCAGAAAUACAACUGCGAUAAGAUGAUCUGCCGCAAGUGCUAUGCCCGUCUGCACCCACGUGCCGUCAACUGCCGCAAGAAGAAGUGUGGGCACACCAACAACCUUCGCCCCAAGAAGAAGCUGAAGUAGACGUGUCAGCUUUUCAUGCUAAAUUGUUAAAUAAAUUUCAGAAAAGUUAA